CUCUUUCAAUCGGAAGCUUGCCGGCUAGCAAGCUAUCGCUUGGACUGCGUCUCUUGUUUUAAUUCCGGUACCUGCAAACAUAUUUUGACAAUUAAGUGUUCCAGCCAGACGGGAUGGAUGUUGGCGAGCUCUUAAAUUACCAGCCCGAUAGAGGAGCAAAGCGUCCCAGGGAAGAUGACGGGACAGGGAAUGGAGCAGAGGAGGAACCCAGAUCAGGGAAGCAGCUAAAGGGGCUGGGGAGCAGGGACCUGGCCAGGCACCGAGAGUCUGUAACAGCAGGAGUAGUAGGGGAGAUGAUGGACACAGAUGAGCUGACCAAAGACAAGAAGAAGAUUCUAGAGAAAUUGAUGGACGAGGAGGACGAUGAACCUGAGGGCGAGCCUGUGGAUGAAAGUUCAGUGAAAAAAAUGAUCUUGACCUUUGAGAAAAGGUCAUACAAGAACCAGGAAUUGAGGAUUAAGUUUCCUGACAACCCAGAAAAGUUCAUGGAGGCAGAGCUAGAUUUGAAUGACAUCAUCCAGGAAAUGCACGUGAUCGCCACCAUGCCAGAUCUCUACCACCUUUUGGUAGAACUCAAUGCUGUCCACUCACUGCUGGGCCUCCUCAGUCAUGAAAAUACAGAUAUUGCAAUUGCAGUGGUGGACUUGCUACAGGAACUGACAGAUAUCGACACGCUCCAUGAGAGUGAGGAGGGGGCUGAGAUACUCAUAGAUAAUUUGCUGGAGGGUCAAGUGGUAGCCUUGCUGGUCCAAAACAUGGAGCGACUGGAUGAGCAGGUGAAAGAGGAGGCUGAUGGAGUCUACAACACUCUUGCCAUCAUCGAGAACAUGGCGGAGUUUCGACCGGGCCUGUGCACCGAGGCAGCUCAGCAGGGACUCAUGCAGUGGCUCCUCAAGAGAAUCAAGGCAAAGAUGCCAUUUGAUGCUAACAAGCUGUACUGCAGUGAAAUAUUGGCCAUCCUGCUUCAAAAUAAUGACAAUACCAGAGAACUCCUGGGAGAGAUGGAAGGCAUUGAUGUGUUACUGCAACAGCUAUCUGUGUUUAAGCGUCACAACCCAGCCACAGCCGAGGAGCAGGAGAUGAUGGAGAACCUGUUCGAUGGUCUUUGUUCCUGCCUCAUGCUGCCAGCCAAUCGCGAUCUGUUUCUUCGGGGGGAGGGGCUUCAGCUGAUGAACCUCAUGCUCAGAGAGAAGAAGAUGUCGCGGACGAGCGCACUAAAGGUCUUGGAUCACGGGAUGAUCGGACCAGAGGGAACAGAUAAUUGCCAUAAGUUUGUCGACAUUCUGGGCUUGAGAACCAUCUUCCCACUUUUCAUGAAGACGCCCAAGAAGAUGAAGAAAGCUGGUGUGUCAGAUAAGGAGCAUGAAGAGCAUGUCUGCUCCAUCAUUGCCUCCAUGCUGCGAAACCUCAAGUCCCAGCAAAGAAGCAGACUCCUCAGCAAGUUCACCGAGAACGACUGCGAGAAGGUUGAUCGGCUGAUGGAGUUGCAUUUCAAGUACCUGGAGGCGGUGCAGCAGGCUGACAAGAGGAUCGAAGGAGAGAAACACGACAUGGUGCGUCGUGGGGAGAUCCUAGACGACAACAUGGAGGAUGAAUUUUACCUUCGUCGGCUGGACGCUGGUCUGUUUGUCUUGCAGCUGAUCUGCUACAUCAUGGUGGAGAUCAGCAACUCAGGGAUAUCACAGCUGCAGCAGAGGGUCCACCAAAUUCUCAACCUGCGAGGGGGCUCUGUCAAAGUGGUGCGACACAUCAUGAGAGAGUAUGCCGAGAGUAUUGGAGAUGGGAAGAGUGAAGAAUUCAAAGAGUCUGAAAAGAAGAGAAUAAUGGACCUUACAGAUAACUUCUAAUUGCACACACACACACACACACACACACACACACACACACACACAGAGUUUUCUCCUUGAAGGAGAAGUAAUAGGGAUUUGCGAUCUGCCAACGGUCCCUGAGUUGAAUCUGCCUCUCCUGCAUUUCAGAAAGCAGAGAAAACAUUGAUUUAAAAGACACUUGAACCAAUUUAAUCAGGAUGGUGAACAUGAAUUCACUCAAACAGUUAGUCUGUAUAUUAUCUGCAGUAGCUAAAAUUUUAUUGAAAUGAAAAAUAUGAGUAUUUGAAGGACAAGAGAUGGGAGCUUGAUUUGGGUUGGCCAUAGAAGCAAGAGAAUCGGCUCUGUGCAUAGUCCACUGACUUCUGGUUUCUACUGCAGCGGUCAUACCAGUAUCCUGUUUGGUGGCGUGUGCUAUUGACAAUGGCAUAUUUUUCGCGAUGCCUGCAAGAUUUACCAUGGAUAAAUGUAGACGAUAUGCACAGAAUUGUCGACAAACUUUCACCUGCAGCUACCAGCAAAUGGGUGAGAGGUUUCAAGUUGUACAUAUCAAGUUACGUCCACAAUUAUGAGGACGGUCCGGAUGGGCGGGCGGACGGACGGAAAGUUUGUGAAAGUUCGUCGACAAUUCUGUGCAUGUCGUCAACAUUUAUCCAUGGGAAAUCUUGCAGGCAUCGUGAAAAAUAUGCCAUUGUCAACGGCACACGCCAACAAACAGGAAACUGGUAUGACCGCUGCAGUAGAAACCGGAAGUCAGUGGACUGCAGUUAUGCACAGAACCGAUUACAAAAAAAAAAAAAAAAGAGAUGGUUUGGAAAUAUUGUACCCCUGUAUAUUGAGCUGUUUAGCUGACCACGUAUGGUCAUGAUAAUGAAGACUGCAGGAUAAUUACUGACAAACCACAGCAAUAUGUGCAGACUUAAUAUGGGUCGUUUCCCCUUGCUACUCCUACUCUGUAUGGUUUGUUUGUUUGUUUUGAGUUCAGUUGUAAAACAUUUCUAAUAAAAC
Molecule: messenger RNA, 2834 nt
Organism: Lampris incognitus (smalleye Pacific opah)
Lineage: Eukaryota; Metazoa; Chordata; Actinopteri; Lampriformes; Lampridae
Gene: ctnnbl1
Product: catenin, beta like 1
Exons: 16
Coding region: 114-1847 (577 amino acids)
Cellular component (GO): spliceosomal complex
Source: RefSeq, a predicted model, not a curated record